AUGGCAAACAACAAUCAGUACCUCCUGAUAAUCUUCAUGUUAUUAGAUGUUUGCCUAAUCUAUGGCAACUCCUCAGCUGUUGGUGAAGAUGGAACCGGAAGAAAAUCAGAGCAAAUGGUAAAUGUGGGCAUAAUUCUUGACCUGGGUACUCCGGUUGGGAAGACGUCUCAACGCUGCAUAUCCAUGGCGCUCUCGGAAGUCUAUGCUAGAAAUGCCAACUAUCGAACAAAGCUGAAUCUUACUCUGAAAGAUUCUAGGAAUGAUGUUGUUUCUGCAGCAUCAGCACCUUUAGAAUUGUUAAAUAAUGAAGAGGUGCAACCUAUUGUAGGUCCCCAAACAUCAAGCCAAGCUAAGUUUGUCACAAGUCUUGGAGAGAAAGCACAAAUCCCCAUUAUCUCGUUUUCAGCCACAAGCCCUUCUUUGUCUCCAACUAUGAACUGUUUCUUCAUCAGGACAGCUCUCGAUGACUCUUCUCAAGUAAAAGCCAUCACAUCCAUUGUUAAAGCAUAUGGGUGGCAUGAAGUUGUUCUUAUAUAUGAAGACACAGAAUAUGGAAAUGUUUUGAUUCCCUAUAUAAUUGAUGCCUUUCAACAAAUUGCCUUACAGAAGUGUUAUUUCCCCAUCAUCCAGUCGCUUAAACAUUUUGAGAAAGCUUAUCAAGUUAAUGGCAGUGCAGACGAGGGCAUGAUGAGAGAAGGGUAUGCUUCGAUCAUAACUGAUGGAUUAUCAUCUGGGUUACAUCCACUGGAGGGAAAGGUCAUUGAUUCAAUGGAAGGUGUGGUGGGCGUAACGCCCUAUGUACCAAUGUCAACAGGUCUUAAUGAUUUUGAGAUCAGAUGGAAACAGAGCACUAUUGGGACUACAAAGCAGACUCAUUGUAAGAUAAGCAUAUUUGGCUUAUGGGCUUAUGAUACAGUUUGGGCAUUAGCUGAGGCCGUAGAACUCAUUGAGUUGCAGGCAAAUUAUUCCAGUGCUUUAAAGAACAAUAAUAAAGGGAAAAGAACAGGUGGAAUAUUGAGCCAAAUUGUUCAAUCUGAUGAUCAUCGUGAGUUUAUCAUUAAAGAACCUACAUGGCCUAGAAACACCAGUACUCCACCAAAGGGUUGGGAUAUACCUAUAAUUGGUAAAAAGUUGAUGAUUGGUGUACCUGCUGUAACAUAUGACAGUCUUAGUGAAUUUAUGAAGAUAGAAUGGUUUCCUCACACCAAUGAGCCUAAGAGCUUCUCUGGGUUCGAGUAUGAUGUCUUCCGUGCAGUCUUAGAAAGAGUGCCAUUUGCACUUCCACACAAGUUCAUUCCAUUCACUAAUGGUUCAUCAAGAGAGGGUGCAGGGACUUAUGACGAUCUUCUUUACAAGAUUAAGUUGAAUGUGAAUUAA
This is a messenger RNA of Rosa chinensis, 1377 nucleotides long. RefSeq names its product glutamate receptor 2.4. Bases 1 to 1377 code for a protein of 458 amino acids. The record is from RefSeq and is a predicted model, not a curated record. The transcript is spliced from 4 exons. NCBI's taxonomy places the organism in Eukaryota, Viridiplantae, Streptophyta, Magnoliopsida, Rosales, Rosaceae.